Molecule: messenger RNA, 2394 nt
Organism: Mesorhabditis spiculigera
Lineage: Eukaryota; Metazoa; Nematoda; Chromadorea; Rhabditida; Rhabditidae
Source: the annotation of a GenBank genome assembly
AUGAGUUUUCACUUGCUACACAAAUCAACUGCCUAUCUCCUGUCAGCGUUGUUGUUGAAUUUGUUUGCGUUCUUGAUGGCCGGCUGGAUACUGUACCACAUAACACUCCGGAUCACGAAUAGUGUCAAGCAAUCCGUCAUAGCUGUUUUGAUCUUCUCGCUGAACCCGGCCAGUAUUUUCUUCACGGCCGCAUACAGCGAAUCGAUAUAUGGCGCGAUGACUUUUGGCGGUAUUUGGAUGAUGAUGAAGUCGCGGGGCAAGUUCGGUAUCGAAUAUGUACUUGCUUGCGGUCUUUUUGCACUAUCUUUUGCCACGAGGUCUAACGGGCUGCUGAAUUUUGGCUAUGUCUGCUGGUAUGUGAUCGUCGACUUAUUGCACAAACGAGGGAACGAUGGGCGUUUCCACUCUUUACUAACGCUGUCGAAAGUGCGGAUGUUUUUCGAGGUAUGUUCUUCAUUAUUGAAGCUGCUCAUUGCACUCGCGAUCAUCAUUUUACCUAUGAAGCACCAUGCGCAGAUUCAGCACGAGCGCUUUUGCUCUCAGGCGGCGCCACCUCUGUCCGCGCGGCUGAACAGCUACGCAACUGAGCAUGAUUUGGUCGUGGCGGGGCGAACAGGAAUCGAAUGGUGCAACCAGAAUUCGUUGAUAUUUCCCCCAUGGUAUUCCGUGAUUCAGGACAAAUAUUGGGACGUCGGUUUUUUGAAAUACUGGCAAUGGAGGAAAUUGCCUUUCUUCUUGAUGGCUAGCCCAGCCCUGUUUGUAUGGAUUCUGGGACUCAAGCUUACCGCCACUGGGCUUCUUGAUUACUCGAAUUUCAAUGCCUUCCUCAUCGACGCCGAUGGUCUAUUUCCGUAUGGCGUACAUUCGUCAGUAAUGGCUUUUGGUGCUAUUUUCUUCUAUAACGUCGAGGUGUUCACACGGAUUUUCUUCUCAUGCAGCCCAUUCCCCUACCUUAUCCUUGCCAAAUGGAUUAGCGAAAAAACACCGAUGGUAGUCCUUUCUGAUCUGUUCGAGCCGGCUUGCCUUCCCUUUUUCGACGAAGGACCAGCAGUCAAACGAGCUUGUCUUUCAAGACGAUUGAAAAGCGUCGCACCAGGUGCUGUCCAUCCAUCGGCCGACGGCACACCGCCAGGGAAACGGCAUAAUGACAAGACAAGUAGCGUCGAGAAUAUUUGUGCUGCAAAGGCUCAAUGGUGGGAAGACGCGUACGCGGUGGAUUUGAGCCAAUAUACGUCGCAGAGCAUCAAGAAUGAGUUUGUGCUCGACUCAUGCCGACGAGUCGUAGUCUGGCUUCGCCUACUUGACAGGGACGGAAUCGAGAUGAACGAGGCAACGAAUGGAGCUUUGCUGCCCUCGAAUGUACAACAAACGCCAAAUCGUUCCAUCACACCCCGGACGGCUUCCACCGAGUUCCCCGCUCCAAAUGGCUCCUCAGCUACUCCUGGAUCGCCGGGAAAAUCCGCUACUUCCCAACAGCCUGUAGCCGGUUGCGAUCAAUUUCUUGAUGUGCCGGUGGAGCCUGGAUCUUGUAUGGAGAAGGAUGGCGAGUGUAAAGAAAAUGGCCGUCUGGACGUUUCUUCCGGUGAGCUGAUAGCGAUGACACAAGAACAAUGGAAGUUCUAUACGGAUACGAUAGUACAGACGUAUUGGGCUUACUGGAAAAACGCGAUGGGUCAAGUCUGUCAAGAGCCUGUUCGACCUGAACUUUCCCGGGGGUUCCCAGAGCCUGCGAAGCAACCCCCGAUCGGACCUCGAACCCCGCCAGGUAGCCCGCCCGAAUCGCCCGAUCGUCAACUCCAGCUGGCUGCCGAAGAAAAAGCGCUUUAUUCUGAAGUGCCGGCAUCACCGUAUUCGCCGAACGCCAACUUACCGACACUUGCUGCCUCGCCAUCUGGACUGGAAUCGAUGAGCAUUUCUGAUGGCUCCGAAUGCUCCAUUUCUAAUGUGGAUCUAUCAAGAACUUCUCUCAAUCCCAAGACCGUGGAGGAUGCUGUCAUGAUGCCAGAAUUCAUUCAACUGCCUCCAGAGAAAGAUCCGAUUGUGGCAAAUUCCACAAAAGCCGGAGUGUAUCAGGAAGUUGCAAUACGACUUAUGGACCGAGCUGCGCGCAAUCGAGCUCUUCGGGCCGCUGGACCAGAGCAGAUAGCAGAAAUCCCGUUGCCACCGAAGCCCGUUGAGAAAAAUGAGGGAAGAUCGUGCCUACAGCCUCUCAAUGCAUCCGGGCAACAGUCCAAGCCUAUGGGCUCUCGUGAGGCGGAUCUCUGCGUGCCGAGCCGUAUCUUGCCUCCGAAAAAGCCCGUGCUCUGCUUUUCACCAGCCAUAUCAGCGAAAAUGGCGCACGUCUUCAGCGAGUGUUCACAGAAUCAUCGUAGCGGCAUCAGCCGACGUGACUGC